This is a messenger RNA of Alligator mississippiensis (American alligator), 1537 nucleotides long. Its product is annotated as granzyme M. Lineage: Eukaryota; Metazoa; Chordata; Crocodylia; Alligatoridae. Gene Ontology annotation, molecular function: serine-type endopeptidase activity. Bases 266 to 922 code for a protein of 218 amino acids. The record is from RefSeq and is a predicted model, not a curated record. Gene Ontology annotation, biological process: proteolysis. The transcript has 4 exons.
GCCUGGGCAUCAGGAGAGCCAGGGUCCAUCCCCGCUGCUUGCAUUCACUCACUUAGCUCCGGGAUGCUGCUGUGGCCAAUCCAGGCCCCCAGGAAAGGAUUGUGCGGCUGGUGGGUGCUGGGGUGGCCGUGGGGAUCUCAGCCCCGCGAGGGGUGGGCUGCCCGUGAGCCUGGGGCCCUGCACCCCUUGCUGUGUCUCUGCAGCUGGCCGGCUCCAGUCGUGGAUCAUCGGGGGCCGGGAAGCCAAGCCGCACUCCAGGCCCUACAUGGUGUCUCUCCAAGCCAACGGCAAGCACAUGUGUGGGGGGGCCCUGGUGCACACGCGCUGGGUGCUGACCGCUGCUCACUGCCAGCUGCCACGGAACAGGGGGCCCUUGAAGGCCGUGGUGGGGCUGCACAGCCUGGACAAGGCCUCUCCCUACCAGCAGAGCUUCAGCAUCGCCAGGUCCGUCCCACACCCUGACUACCAGCGGAAGACAAUGGAGAACGACCUCAUGCUGCUGAAGCUGGACAGGAAGGUGAAGAAGAACCGGCAGACGAAGCUCCUCGCGCUGCCCAAGAAGGCGUGGGUCGCUGGGGCACGGUGCAGCGUGGCUGGCUGGGGGGUGACCAAGCAGCCUGGCAAGCUCUCCCCCGUGCUGAAGGAGCUGGACAUCAAAGUGCUGGACGGGCGCAUGUGCAACGGCAGCCGGUUCUGGCACGGCGAGCUGACCCCCACCAUGACCUGCUACCAGGCUGUUGUUAAACGCUCAGCCCCUUGCAAGGGGGACUCUGGGGGCCCCGUGGUGUGUGGGAAGAUGGCGGAGGCGGCCGGCGUGAUAUCCUUCUCGGAUGAGAGCUGCGUCAACGUGUUCAGGCCGCCUGUCGCCACAGCCGUCUUCCCCUACAAGGCCUGGAUCAAGAAGGUCCUGAAGAGCUUGUAACCCUGCCGGAGGCUUUGUCUGCUGCAGCCCCGGCCGGGAGCAGAGCUCAGGCCUGUGGCUCCUGGCAGGAGGUGAUUUUGGGUUGGGUGGAGGGUUACAUCAUGGGGGGGGGGUGUAUGUGAGCAUGAGCACACACAUGUGCGUCUGUGUGUGCAUGCAUGUCUGUGUGUGUGUGGGCACAUGCAGGUUUACACACGUGUAUGCAUGUGUGUGUCUGUGUGCAUGUGUAUGCAUGGGUGUGGGUGUAUUCAUGGGUAGUUGUGUGUGCAUGCAUGUGUGCGUGGGUAUAUGCCAGGGGCAGGCUAUUAUUUCGGGCGGAGGGACACUUAGCGAGUUUUGGCAAGGUAUCGAGGGCCACAUGGGUAGCCCCGCCCCUUCACAAGUGUCCCACCCCCUGGUUGUCAUCUUGGGACCAGAAGUCCCUCCCCUUGCCCCUGGUGAUACUCCUUUCAGUAAGGGGUUUUGUUACCUUGGAACCAGAAAAAUACCGAAUUAUAGUCUCAAAAUCCAACCUCUACAACUUUCAUUAAUUUGAUUUCAAAAAAUAUUUUUGUCCUGCUUUACACCUGUUUGUGUAGCGCACGUAGAAGUGAUCGUAUAAUAGCUGAAAAUGAA